GAGUUUCGGGCCAGAGACAACGAACGCUGCCGACUGAAUGCUCGGCGCCGCCGGGAAUCGGUUCCGGGCCUGCGCGUCACCGAGAACUUCCAACGCCAAGCCCGCAAAUCCAUGGGAGGUUUCUCCUGAGCUGAGGAGACCGUGUGUUGGCGGUGGCGUCAUUCUGCCGUGAGCAUGGCUAGGACGAAAAAGCAGCUUUCUCCCGAAGAAGAAGAGGCGCGGUGUAAACGGCGUCGUGAUGCUACUCGGGAGCGGCUUCAACGACUGCGCGCAGAUCCGGAAUUCCGAGCAAGGGCUGCUGAAGCAAAGCGACGGAGGAGGGUUGGAGAUCCAGAGUUUACAGAGAGAGAAGCGGCGUCUCGGCAACGCUAUGAAGAAGCUCACCGUGAAGAUAGACGUUUAGCCGCUCAACGACGGAGAGACUCUGAUCCUGGAUUGCGAGUCACGGAGAACCUUCGCCGCAGAGCAAAAGUUAAGAAUGCCCAGAAGCAGCUGAGCAGAGAAGCAAAUGAGAAGAAAAGGACUGAGCAGAGGACUGAGCAGAGGACUGAGCAGAGGACUGAGCAGAGGACUGAGCAGAGGGCUGAGCAGAGGGCUGAGCAGAGGGCUGAGCAGAGGGCUGAGCAGAGGGCUGAGCAGAGGGCUGAGCAGAGAACUGAGCAGAGAACGCCAAGCUGCAGCAGGCGUCCUCAAACAGUGGACGUUAAAACUGCAACGACACCUUCCUAUCUAACCACCAGAAGCACACAGACUGAGAUUAAACACAAAUCAGUGCAGACCAAGAAAGAAAAACCUGUGGAAAGUGGCAGUAAUACCAGCAUUUCACCACCUGGCGUUAUUAGCCCACAGACAGAGGUGACAGAAUGCAAAUUGGUGCCAACCAUGGAUCCUUCCAUCAUCAAGGAAGCUGUCACAGCUGUGCCAAACAGCAGUAGUUCCUUCAGUACCAGCAUUCCACCAGCAAACAUUUCCUUCAUGCCAGGCUUUGCCACACAGAUGGGAGCAAGAGAAUGCAAACUGAUGCCAAGCAGCAGUUGGUCCUUCAUUACCAGCACUCCACCAGCGAGCAUUUGCUUCGUGCCUGGCAUUAGCACACAGACGGGGAUUAGAGAAUGCAAACUGAUGCCAACCAUGGGUAUUUCCACUAUCAAGGAAGAUAACAUACCUGCACCAAGCAGCAGUUGGUCCUUCAGUACCAGCAUUCCACCAGCAAACCUUUGCUUUGUGCCUGGCAUUAGCGCACAGACGGAAGUGCAAGAACAAAAAUUGAUGCCAAGCAGCAGUUGGUCCUUCAUUACCAGCACUCCACCAGCGAACAUUUGCUUCGUGCCUGGCAUUAGCACACAGACGGGAGUUAGAGAAUGCAAACUUGUGCCGCCCAUGGGUCCUUCCACUACUAAGGAAGAUAUCAGAGCAGUGCCAAGCAGCUGUUUGUCCUUCAGUUCCAACAUUUCACCGGCAAACAUUUGCUUCGUGCCUGGCAUUGGCACACAGACAGAAGUGACAGAACCCAUACUAGUGGCCACCAUGGGUCCCUCUGCCAUCAAGCAAGAUAUUUCUCUGGCAAGCACCUGUGAAAGCUCUAGUACCAAGAUUUCAGCAGCAGAGUCUUGCUCUGUGCCUGGUAUUGGCACACAGACAGAGCUUAUGGAACACAAAUGUGUUCAGACAGCAUCAUUUGUAGUGACAAGGGCUAUACAAACGUGAACUCCUCCAUCCUCGGUGUCUGCGACAGUGAAGGUUGCAGCUUAAUUUCAAGUUGUUCCAGGUUAUCGCUUAUAGUGACUUCAAUUGCCGGCACCAUCCACCAGAAAGCAUGUUAAUGUACCCCUCGUCGGACCACCAGCAGUAUUGGCAUCAUGUUGCAUCUCACAUGCAGGGCACACACACUGCCAGAAUAGCGGCACCCAAUCCAGCUGACUGACCGACAUAAAAGGUGUCCCAAUUGCUCGGCAGAGUGGGGCUUGCAGCAUACACAGUGAAGGCACUCCUCCUGCCCCACGGACACAGCCUAAUCCCAGGCUAGUGCGAAUGGAAGCCUGGCAACCUUCCUCAGCAGCACUGGGAUGCACCAGCACGUCAUGUUUCGUGGGGCAUGAUUUGUGACCGAACUUUGGAAUCUGCAAGCACAGCAGGACCACAAAGAACUUUUAUUGCGAUAGCAAUUAUAUGGACACUAGAGGCGGAUUUCUGCCGUCGCCAUCACCGUGAGCUUCCGUAUAAAGUCCAAGGGCGAUAAAAUCGUCGCCGCGUGCCAUAUGCUGUGUGUACGAGUGAAAGCUUGCGAAGGUCAGCUGGCGAUCGUGACUCAAUCUUGCGCACGCAAGGGAGGGGAGCGUGAAGGAAGCGCUCCUUCUUCCAUUUGCGUGCAAUGCUCCAGAGGGAAGGUAGGAAGGGGCAUGUUCUACUCCAGGAAGCCCGAGCGACUGCCCAUGCCCGCCCGCUCGGGCCGCUGUAUCUUGAAAGCCAUCUGUGGCAGGGACAGAGUCCGCCCUAAGCUAUGUUUUUGUGGCUUAGUUUGCGUUGAUGUGAGCAGUGGCAUGAAGGUCAAUUCGCUCGCUGCUGCUGCGCUUACUCCAGCGUUUUGACAGUUUCCGCGGUCAUCGAGUGAGAUGUGUUCAUGUUUGCUUGUGCGCGCGUGACACUAUGCUUGUUAAUUUAGUUAGUAUGCCUAUGUGUACAAGUUUAUACGGCCGAUAAAACUACUUUCCUUACUUCGUAUAGCUGUCCACUAGUUCGCUAUCACAAUCGAUGCUUUGCCUUUCGGAUGAAACUGCAACUCUUUAUGCACCACGACCGUCUCCUUCCCUCAUAUCUUUCUUUUAAAUCCUGCUUUCAUUCUCAUAUUUGGACUGCAAGAUUUGUUAGCAGUGAGGCAGUUGCAGGGCCCACAAUGUUUUCUUUUCUCCCAUCAUCAUGCCUUUUUGUUUGCUUGACACAUAGAUUCAAUUUUGUGGCCACUUACAUGCCUGCCAACUCUCCCAUAUUGUUAAUAAAGUUUACAUAUGUUGCGUCACUUUUUAC
Dermacentor silvarum is the source of this 3024-nucleotide messenger RNA. RefSeq lists its product as uncharacterized. The coding region runs from base 175 to 1707 and encodes 510 amino acids. The transcript has 13 exons. NCBI's taxonomy places the organism in Eukaryota, Metazoa, Arthropoda, Arachnida, Ixodida, Ixodidae. The record is from RefSeq and is a predicted model, not a curated record.